Molecule: messenger RNA, 9010 nt
Organism: Bombina bombina (fire-bellied toad)
Lineage: Eukaryota; Metazoa; Chordata; Amphibia; Anura; Bombinatoridae
Product: membrane cofactor protein
Exons: 14
Coding region: 163-1776 (537 amino acids)
Source: RefSeq, a predicted model, not a curated record
UCACUCUAGGAUCGUAUUACCAGUGCUGCUGCAAACUCAGAAAGUGAACUGUGUAGCUGUGAGCAAGACGGCAACUAAGUGAACCCAGGGCAAGAGAUCAGGAAGACGACUGAGGUCGUGGUGUUUCCAUUGUUGAACCUGAGGGGCGUAGACUGGUAUAUAAUGUCUCUGUUGCGGCUGCCUUUUAUCAGAAGCCAUUUUUCUCUCCUCCUCCUCUGCAUUUCAGUACUUAUCAUUGGUACUCAUUGUGACUGCGGCUUUCCUCCUAGAUUUACAGAAGCAGAAUUGAGACCAGAAUAUGAUAACAACAAAAACUAUACCGAAAAUUCUACAGUUGGAUAUAAUUGCCGGCCUGGAUAUAUUCGUAUUCCUGGUAGUAAUAACAAUAUAACCUGCUUGGGCAACUCCUCAUGGUCAACCCCUGAUGAAUUCUGUUCAAAGAGAAGUUGCCCCAGUCUGUCAGAAAUAGAAAAUGGAUAUUUUCAAGUUAAAGACUUUUUAUUUGGAUCCAUAGCAACUUAUUUCUGUAAUGAAGGGUACAGAAUGGAAUCAAACAGACCUUUUAGAGAAUGUAAAGCAGACGGAACAUGGAGUAAUGCAGAUCCAGUAUGUGCAGUUGUAAUUUGUGCUAAGCCUGACAGUAUACCCAAUGGAACAUAUACCCCAGAGAAGGAUGAAUACAACUAUCAGGAUGCUGUCACAUACAGUUGUAAUAAGGAUUUGGUACUUACUGGCAGAAGCACUAUAUCAUGUGGAAGUAAUGGCACCUGGAGUACAGAAGUGCCGAAAUGCAUAGUUGUGAGCUGCUCAAACCCAAAUGUUCUCAAUUCAGAAAGAUUGUCAGGAUUUGUUGGUCCAUACACAUUAAAUUCUGGUGUAUCAUUCAAGUGUAAGGAUGGUUUCGUCAUGAACGGAUCCAGCAGUUCUGUAUGCAAUAUUGAUAGUCAGUGGGAGCCGCCAUUACCUGAAUGUCUUGCUAUAACCUGCCCAGAACCAGAAGUUCCCAAUUCAGAAAGAGUGACGGGUGUUUCUGGUCCGUACAUAGUAAACUCUCAGGUGUCAUUUAAAUGUAAGAGCAAUUUCACCAUGAAAGGAUCCAACUCUUCAACAUGCGGUAUUACUGGUCAGUGGGCGCCACCGUUACCUGAAUGCCUAAUUGUAUCUUGUCCAGAACCAGAAGUUCCCAAUUCAGAAAGAGUGACGGGUAUUUCUGGUCCAUACAUAGUAAACUCUCAGGUGUCAUUUAAGUGUAAGAGUGGUUUCACCAUUAAAGGAUCCAACUCUUCAACAUGCGGUAAUGAUGGUCACUGGGAGCCACGGUUACCUGAAUGCCUUACUAUAACCUGCCCUGAACCAGAAGUUCCUAAUUCAGAAAGAGUGACGGGUGUUUCUGGUCCGUACAUAGUAAACUCUCAGGUGUCAUUUAAAUGUAAGAUCAAUUUCACCAUUAAAGGAUCCAACUCUUCAACAUGCGGUAAUGAUGGUCAGUGGGCGCCGCCGUUACCUGAAUGCCUUACUAUAACCUGCCCUGAACCAGAAGUUCCUAAUUCAGAAAGAGUGACUGAUGUUUCUGGUCCAUACAUAGUAAACUCUCAGGUGUCAUUUAAGUGUAAGAGUGGUUUUACCAUUAAAGGAUCCAACUCUUCGACAUGCAGUAUUGCUGGUCAUUGGGAGCCGCCGUUACCUGAAUGCCUUAAUUCUUCUGGAACAACCAGGCCACUAGUUACAGGAAUCUUAUUUGCCUUGUUCAUCAUCGCCAUAACUGUGUUUGCUUAAAGAAGAAAUAAAGAUACAGAAGAUGGAAGAUAACACAUGAUUUUGUCUACUUCUACCUAUAAAACCUUUGCUGUGGUCUUCAAGAAGAUCUUAUUCCUUUUGCACUACUGUUAAUAUGAUUACAGUUUUUAAUCUAGGCUUGUUGAGCGAGCUGACUUGAUUAGCUUUCCUUAUCUAACCAACCAGGAUGUCUCUUGUGACAUUCAGCCUGUAUUCUGAUCUGCCAUCUGAAGAGCAACUGCUACUAAGCUUUACUACUUAACACCUAUUUACAAAACUAUUUGACUGUCUUAAUUGACUUGGAAACACUGUUAUCCCUAUACUUGAUGUCCACGCUGUUUCAUUUAUUGCAGGGAGAAACGGAAAAACAGCUUUUGCCACUUUAAACUACUCCAGAGAUGACUUUGUAGCAUAUGUUUUCUGUCAGAUAAUUUUGAAAGACAUCUAAAUGUGCGCUGUAUUUCUAAUGUGUCCACACAGAGAUGCUACUGCCAGCCUUGAGAAUAGAUACAAAAGUAAAGCUGAUAUAAAAACUUGCUAGAAGGGAUGGAAUUACUAAACAGUGUUCCAUGAAUUCCCUUAUAUACAGCAGAAUAAGAGUUUGCACAGUCUACUACAAACACAAUGGGAGUGAUCACAGAGUUCACGUAAGUUUCAGCACAACUCGCUGAAACCCACGUCGCCCGUAAGUUCAUAUCGCACAUCGGGUGAAUUGCAUAACACGCCACCAUAUGAUAUACUGGCAUAUGUAAGCCAAACUGGCGAUGUUCAGAAACGUGCGCAACUCCACAUUUUUGGCGUCGCUAGUACUUUACGCCAGUAUAUUGGACGUGUGAUUGGAGAUUAAAGAGUAGGAGUGUUUGUGUUGACUUCAAACUUAAAAAUUCAAAGGGUAAUGUAGAGUGUGCAUUGUCUGUCAGGGGUUUUAAGGCUGCAGAUGUGAGGUUGUGCUGUUUGUGAUCUGGUUUGACACACUUGCAGAGGUCGGAUACUGGUUUGAUUUAUUAAGUGGCCAUGCAAGGGUUAAAUGUUUGAUAUGUGUGUCUGAAAUGUAUGUGACUGCGCAUGCGUUAGGUGUUUGUUCAGCCUUCCAGGGACUUGCACUGCUUUUUACUGUGCACAAGGGUUGCUGCACCUGCCUAUGUGUGGUGAGCUGAAACUGGAGUAAAAUAUUUUAAGUUCAUGCGCUGGCUUUGUGAUGCCGACGCCAGUUCUAUGUUAGUCUAUGGGAGUAAAAACUGCGCACAUCGUGUAAAAUCUUCGUGCGUAACUUGUGUGCUGCGCCGGGUUUGUGAUUGUGCAAUUUGAAAAAAAUGGCAACGCUGGUUUUUGCGCAUGUCGCCAAGUAUGUGAUUGAGAUGAGUGUGUUCUGCUUUACGAUCAUUGUGCUUCUCCUCCUCUUGUAUCCUUUAAAAAGCUUCACAGGACACAACCUUUUGUAACUCCAACCUCUUUCAGUUCCUCCCCGCCUGUUAAUGUGUUUUAUAGUGAGUCAAGUGGUUCAGUUAUAUGACCACAUCUGUCUGUGGAUACGUUAGUGCACUCAGGAAGUACUGACAAAUGCAAAGUCUGUGCUAAAUCACACUGGCCUUUAUUACUACUGGACACAAUAAUGUUAUUUUACCACCGCAUCAAGCUACAGGUUUUCCUGGUAUGCAAAGGGUAACGCAAAGUGUGCUGCUUAUUUAAUGUUUUUUAUUAAUUGUAAUUUAUUUAUAGAAAGUUUUGAUAAAUCAGUGUACAGAACGCAACUUAAGUGCACCACAUAGAAUAAAAUAUACAGGGAAAUGGAAAGGAAAUAUACUAAAAUAAACAAUCUUUUCUGUGCAAAUUAUAUGUAUGUAAAAAAACAAAACAUUAAAAUCUUAAAGCUUAUAAAAAUAUUCACCAUCAAUAUUUAUAUCUCAUUUGCUUUGCCCUUUUCGAGAUCAUGUUUAAAUUUGUGUAGUUUAUGUGAAACACUGAGAUUUGUUUUAAAUGUCCAUGAUGGUUUUUUAAGCACCUUUCAAAUAAUUUUUAGUUCAUUAAAAAAUUCAUUAAAAGGGGCAAUAUACACCAAUUUUCAUUUAACAGCAUGCAAUAGACGCUUCUAAAAAAAUAAUAUACAAAUACAGUAUAAAACCUUUUAAAAACCUUCUUAGAAGCUCUCAAUUUAGUACUGUUGAUGAGAUUAGUCUGGGACACCCAUGAAAGGGGCUGAUAGCAGAACCUCCCUACCUCCCCUGCAUAUGAAAAGACCUAUUAUACAAACAGAAGCAGUUUCAAUUCUGUAUACAUCCAUAUACAUCUAAAACAUUUGGGCUUGGUUAGGAGUCUGAAAAUCAGCACAAUGUUAUUUAAAAAUAAGCAAAACUAUAAUUUUUUACAAAGACACACCCAGAUAGGCUAUAUAAAUGGAUAGUCUACAAAACAUUUAUGCAAAGAAAAAUCUAGUGUAUAAUGUUCCUUUAAGUAUUACAUUGCCAAAUAAAACAAUCUGAUAUUUUUGUUUCUUUGCUUAAACUUUUAACUGUUGAGCCAUUUCCACAAACCUGUGCUGAGUUGUUUUGCAGUUUUUUUUAGAUGCUUUUCACAUUUAAGCCACACUGUAGGCCAUUAUUUUUUCAGGAGACCCAGCAGAAUCAAACUGUACCAUCCUUUUAUGUAUAUAUCCUAAUGUAAGAAACCUUGAACAAAAAGUGUGCGUAAAAUACAUUUUUUAUUUUGUUUAUAACCCUAUUUAUUACAAUUUUAAAAGUGUAGCGUGAUGGUGUUUUUUUUCUCACAGUAAAUGCUAUAGUAAAAAGAAAGACUUAUCCUCGUAUUAAUAAUGGCUUUUCUGUAUAGGUAAGUAACUUUAAUCUGCUUAUAUCGGUUCCCAUGAGCAUUUAUUUGAAUAAAUAUUAUUUAUUAAAAAAAAUGGACAUUUAUUCACGCCAGAUGUUCACUAUUACCACAGUGAUCACCUGGCUAUUAGAACACACAAGGGUAUCAUAACAGUUUGUAACUUCCCCUAGUCACCUACAACAGCCCUGAAGUGAACUGCACUUUCAACCCGGAGUUGGGCACAUUAUGUAUAUAUGUGUAUGUAUAUACACUAGUAUGCAAAAGUUUUAGGCCGGUUUAAAAAAGUUGUAUGCUUUCAAAAAUAGAAAUGCUAAUAGUUUAUCAAUCCAUUACUCCUGGGAAUUACUCUUCCCUACUACUAGGAGGAGGCAAAGAUUCCCAAACCCCAAGGGCUGUAUAAAACCCCUCCCACCUCACAGGUACCUCAGUCUUGACUUUGCCUCCGCUGGAGCAAAGUGAAGAGUGAAGAUAUGCAUAUGAUUCUUCAGUGAGAGGGGCUUUCAGUCUGUUGAGGCAGUUUUCCCCUCAGGGUACAGUGUUUGUUACGACUAAUGAAAACCACAGAAUGGGGGAUAAAAAAAAAUGGUGUAUUACUAAAAGAAAUCACUAGACAACAUUGUUUGUAAAUAAAUAAAGAAAUUCUAACUCUUUUUUUGGUUACAGUGUUUGUCAGAGGGAUGUAUAUUGGGGUAUGGUUAGUGGCUUUCUUUUUCACCUCAUGGGAAAUUUUGUCACUGACCUUCCAUAGUAGUCACAGGGACUUGUCUUUUGCCUCCUCCUAUGGCUCUACAAGAUACUCCAUAUUCAAUUACCUGUUGGUAAGGAUCAUGUUUAUUUAUAUGACACUCUGUAGACUUGUAUGGACAAUUCUAAUUAUAUAUUUUUAGGCGAUAAGCAUGCACAGAGGGCAGUCUAUGUUGAAAAAAUACAAAGCCUCAAGCUAAAUUUACAAAAAAUAAAAAAAGUAAAAUGACAGAAAAAAAUAAAGCUAUUCAAAAUAAAAAAUUUAAACCUAAACUAAUACCCCUAUAAAAAUAAAAAAUACCCCCUAAAUAAAAAUACCCCCUAAUCUAAUACUAAACUACCAAUAGCCCUUAAAAGGGCCUAUUGUAGGUCAUUGCCCUAAGUUAAACAGCUCUUUUACCUCUAAAAAAUACUAACUCCCCCCUAACAGUAAACACCCCCAAACCCACCAAACCACCCAAAAUAAAAAAAAACAUUAAAAAUACUAAAAUACCCAUUGCCCCUAAAGGGGCAUUUGUAUGGGCAUUCAGCUCUUUUACUGCCCUUAAAAGGGCAAUCAGCUCUUUUUCUAGUCCAAAAAACACACCCCAAAAAUUAAAAUAAAAAAGCCCUAAACCUAAGCCCCAAAUAGGUACUCACUGUUCCUGAAGUCCGGUGGAGGUCUUCUUCGAGACGGAUCCAUCAUCUUCAAUCUUCAUCCGGAGUGAAGGCGGCGUGGUGCGGAGCUGUGUUCCCGAUGCGUAGAUCCUCAGCGGUGGACUUUGGCGGCAUAGAGGCUCCUCUUCAUCCAAUGUCCGUCGUAAACUGAAGAUUGAAUGCAAUGUACCGCAAUUAAUUUGGGGUACCUUGUAUUCCUAUUGGCUGAAAUUUUUAAAUCAGCCAAUAGGAUUAGAGCUACUGAAAUCCUAUUCGCUGAUUUUAAAAAAAAUUCAGCCAAUAGGAAUGCAAGGUACCCCAAUAAAUAUGGGGUACCUUGCAUUCAAUCUUCAGUGUGCAGCAGAUGAUCGCAUAAAGAGGAGUCUCCACGCACAAAGGUCGCCGCAUCUGUUAACACCGAACCUCCACUCUGUGCCGCCUUCGCUGUGGAUGAAGAUAGAAGAUGAUGGACCCACCUGGAAGAAGACCUUCUCCGCUGGACUUCAGGAUCCGUGAGUACCUAUUUGUGGCUUUAGUGUUAGGCUUUUUUUUGGGGGGGUUAAAUUAGGUUUUUUGGGGCAUAUGAAAACAAGCUGAAUGCCCUUUUAAGGGCAAUGCCCAUACAAAUGCCCCUUUAGGGACAAUGGUGCCCAUUUAACAAGCUCCGUAGUGAGCUUCAGGGCACGUGUUUCUGAAACAGCAGUUAUGAAGCAGCGGUCACAAAGACCGCUGCUCCAUAACCUGUCCACCUGCUCUGAGCAGGCGGACAGACAUGGCCGAAAUCAACCCGAUUGAGUACGAUCGGGUUGAUUGACACCUCCCUGCUGGCGGCCCAUUGGCCGUGAGUCUGCAGGGGGCGGCUCUUGUGAGCUGCUGGAGCAAUGCUGAAUACGGAGAGCGUAUUGCUCUCCGCAUUCAGUGAGGUCUGGCGGACCUGAUCCACACUGUCAGAUCAGGUCUGGCAGACUUUGUUAAAUAGAGGCCAAUGGGUAGUUUAGGUUUUUUAGUGCUAUUUUGUUUUUUUUUUAAGGAAAAUAGCUGUUUAACUUAGGGCAAUGCCCUACAAAAAUUGGGGGGCUUAGUCAUUAAAUUAGUUAUUUGCGUUGGGGGGGGGUUGGCGGUUUAGGAGUUAAUACGUAAAUUAGGUUUAAUGAAUUGUUGUGGGUUGGCAGAUUAGGGGUAAUAUGUUAAUUAAGUUUAUUGCUGUGGUGGUUAAUGGCGGUUUAGGGGUUAAUAAAUUAAUUUUUUUAUUUCAGUUAAGGGGGAAUGGCGGAUUAGGGGUUAAUAGAUGUAUUAGGUAGUUUGCAAUGUUGGGGUUGGCGUAUUUAGAAGUUAAUAAUUUUAUUAUGCAGUUUUUUUUAUUUUUUUCUUAAUACUUUGUACGGGCGGUUAGGUUUUUUUUUUAAUACUAAUUGCGGGCAGUUAGGUGUUUUUUUAACACUUAUUGCGGGUGGUUAGUUUUUUUUUGUGUAAUGCUCCGUUUACCUUCACUGCAUCCCGGUGGAUUUCAAAAAUGGCAGGGUGUUGAAAGAAUCCACCUGCAGUGGAUUCUUUCACCACCCUGCCAUUUUCUGAAUCAACCAGGAUGCAUGUGAAUUCUUUAGCUUUGUGCAGCCAACAUUCCUUUGAGGAUGUGUGCGCAACUGGCGACACUGAUGGACGCGUUACAAAAGCGAUUCUAGUAUAGAUUAAUAAAUAUAGCAAGUAUGCGAGGAGAGUUACAAUAAAUGUCACUGUAUUUAAGCUAUGUAAUAUAAUGUCCUCUUUAGAGGAAAUGGUGCAGCCUAUAUUUCAAAAAUAUGUAAGAAAGACUAUGAUAGUGUAAUCCACUUAUCAUUAAAAAAGACAGGGAAUCAAGCACUCUUUUUUUACUUUUUAUUUGUAUAACUUUUAUGGAUUUUUGCAAAGCCAUUUGUCAAUAUGCAAAAAAUCAGAUAUAGAGACACUCUCUCACAAGAGAAACUAUACAUCAACUAACAUUGCUGAAUCAAAUACGAUUUAGGUGUCAGUAAAUUAUAUACAGUGAAAACAAAGCUGAUUAAAAAAAAACCUGCAACACCUUUCCAGAGGGCAGCCCCAACUCUAUGGAAGGGAAAUGCUGUCAUGGAAAAAUGAUGUAGGAUCUAUGCAGUUUUUUUUUAUUUAUCCCUUUAGAGUGGAUUAUAACCACAGUGGACACUUACAAACCACAUGCAGCAUACAGAAAAAGAAUGGUGUCAGGCAUGUACAGUAUAUACACAUUGUAGGCUGUAAGUGUAAAGACAAUAUGCAAUGAUGUGAACAUAAGGAAAAAUGAACAAAGAGUACCAAUAUUAAUACUUUUUGAAUGAUCAAACAGUGGUGGGUUCACACAUGGCUCUAUCCAUGAACCAAUAACUGCAAUUUGUGUCCCAAUAUGAGCUCAAAGUAACAAAUGUUGUUUCCAGGCAAAAGUUUCCUUUUUUUUUUUUUCUCUUUAUAAAAGGAUGGCCAGCACUUUAGUAUUCAAGGUUAUUCAUAUUGCCAAGCUUCCAUUAUUAGUAUAAGCUCAAGCGCUGUUUAAGACUGAAGUAGACAUAAAAUCCGGCAUGCUGGUGGAGGAGUAUGGUUUCUGACCUUUUAGAGUUGGAGGAAUACAGCGCAUUUAGACUAAAUAAUAGAGACCAUUUUAUUAUUGCACAUGAUGCUUGGGAGCAGUACAUUAAAAAGAAUUCUUCACUUUCACAGGUUGAUGGGCCCUUGACACCCUCUUCUAUUACGCCAAUGGAGACCUAGCUUUUCUUACUCACCUUGUAUAGGCCUCCCUUCCAUCUGUCCCUUCGAGUAUAACUAUAUAAAUAUGCUGGACAAGCACAGAGACUAUUGUCUUAUUUAUAGAAAUUUUCUUUACCUUUUUGUUAUCUUUUCUUGUUUUGCCUCCAACCACGUGUAAACAUAUAUUUGUUGCUAUUAUUGUUAAUUAACUUGGGAUGUAUUACAAGUUUGUAUCUGCUGAUACAUUAUGUAUUCUUUCCUUAAAUCCUUUAAUAAAAAAGACCUUGGAGUAAAA